This is a messenger RNA of Exophiala viscosa, 1999 nucleotides long. RefSeq lists its product as uncharacterized. The transcript has 3 exons. The record is from RefSeq and is a predicted model, not a curated record. The coding region runs from base 98 to 1789 and encodes 563 amino acids. Lineage: Eukaryota; Fungi; Ascomycota; Eurotiomycetes; Chaetothyriales; Herpotrichiellaceae.
AGAGUUCCAGGGAAGUUUCGUAUAUUGUUUAUAUUGCGAAUUUGGUUUUGACUGCUGCACUGAGAGGUUGCCAGCCUUAUCGCUCAAAUUAUCCAACAUGCUUCACCAUUUCUGUCUGUAUCUCGUUGCAUGGGCGUUCAGCCUGAUUUCCGCUUCUGCGACACCCGCACCCGGUCACUUAGACGGAACAUACCCUGCUGCUGGCUUGGUAAACACUGUGGGUGGACGAAUGCUUCGACGUGCAACGACCGAACAGCUCUUCAGCAAGGCUCUCGAUCACCAAUGGGAUGAUGGAGAAGUGCUAUUUCCUAUGAGUGAGUUGGAUAUGCGGAUCACCUGUCGUACAUGCUACAUAGCCGGCAAAGUCACGGGCAGCUAUACGUACAGCGCCGAUAUCAAUACAACACAACUUGAAGCUACUGUAAAGCAGACUGUCACCAGCUUCGUAGACGAUGCAGAGGACGCCCUCAAAGCCUUCAUCGAGGACAACUCAAAUUUCACGAACAUUGACUUCACCGAUGUCAGCCUCCCCAGCUCGGAAGACUUUGACUACCAGCUACAGUAUCUAUUUGAUGACCUAGAGUUGUACAUGGAGCUGGACACCGUGCUCUCGGCGGAGUCGAAAUAUACACUCAACCUGUUUACAUAUAGUCCUCCGGGCGUUGGCCUUGAUGCGAAAUUUGAUGGCGACGACUUUUCCAUUGGCGCUUUUCUCACUGUGGACCUUGUCCUUAGCUCUAGUGAAGACAUUGAUAUCAUCAGUGGAGUGCAUAUUAAGGUUGACAGCGCUGCUAUCAACAUCGGCAUGUUCGAGAAUGAUGUCGGUGAGGUUACUAUAGACGGUGGCAUGUUCGAAUUCCUCAAUGUCAGUGUUGGCGGAGAGGACUUCGAGCUUAAUGGCACCUUGCGUGUUGGCAUCCAUGCCGGCGUUGGCCUUGAUAUCGACUACGAGCCAAUCUUCGACGGCUCAGCUGGAUUAGGAGCGGGCAUUUAUGCCAACAUUGCCAAAUUCACUACUACAGGCACUGCUGAUAGCGAUAACGAGAACUGCGAUGUGGCGCUGGUCGAAGCCUUUACCAUAGCACUUGGUGCUCAAGCCGGUGCCACAGUCGCUUGGGAUAACCACACGUGGGGCCCAGCGCCUCAGACGGAAACGCCACUCUGGUACACAACACUCACGACUGCAUGCGCUACACUAACCAGCGCUUCGACAACUUCCUCUGCUGCAGCAAUCAGGGCGCGCCUGAUCGACAACGACGACGCGAGCAUUGGCACCACCACUACAAAAGUAUAUACCAUAGUGUCGUGCAAUGCGACCGGGGUCAUAAAUUGCCCCGUCUCCGAUCAGAUCACGAUCACCACCGCCUCCACGUUCAUCACAACGGGAUCAGCAACGGCGCAGGCGUCAGUUAGCAGGUCCACCUUCGGGUCUACGAGCCAAGACCUUGUUGCAACCUCUGGUCCCCCGAGUUCUUACUCGCCGCCGCCGCCGCCUACUGCCACGUCGACCGGGGGAGUCGGUGCUAGUGGACGCGAAAGUGGCACUACUGGGAAGGAUCAGAAGCCGCUUAUCAUCGGUCUCUCUGUAGGUCUUGGUGUCCCCGCUUUAGCUAUCAUUGCCGGAGCGAUGUUCUGCCUCAUUCACCGUCGGAAGAGGUAUUCAACUGUCCGCAAGGGCGAGACUCGAGGCCAAGUCUUCGAGACUGCGACUGCUACACCCGAUCUUAUGCCUGAGCAGCAAUCGUUCCUCAAGAAGACGCCGACUGUGGUGAGCAGCAGAAGGUCAUGAUUGACAUAGUUGAGGGGCUGCGACCCCGACCAAAAUGAUAGGGCGCCAGAAGGACCAGAUUCGCCUGCGCUUGAGGAGUGGCGCCGAGUAGGACCAGAGAGGAGAUAUAUAAAGCCAUUCCAUCUAGAUAUUGAAGAAGUCCCAGCUAUUUCACGAUAUGCUGUACUAAAUACUAUAACACAGGAUUAAAGCGAGGACGAGUGGUGAUAA